Molecule: messenger RNA, 2711 nt
Organism: Ictalurus furcatus (blue catfish)
Lineage: Eukaryota; Metazoa; Chordata; Actinopteri; Siluriformes; Ictaluridae
Gene: ankra2
Product: ankyrin repeat, family A (RFXANK-like), 2
Exons: 9
Coding region: 946-1854 (302 amino acids)
Cellular component (GO): nucleus; cytoplasm
Molecular function (GO): protein binding
Source: RefSeq, a predicted model, not a curated record
GGUGUAGUUAUACUGAGACCAUGUAGCACUUGAAUUGUACUCAACUAUUUAUGUCACUUCUGAUGGCACUAAUUACACUAGAACUAGUUAAGGGGUUUCACAGUACAGCAUACUGUGUAUUUUUCUUACAACCAUUUGUAGUGCUGUUGUGUUUGGUUACACAAAAAUCCCAAAUAAUCCAUUGUUACACAUCUGCUAACAGCAAAUAAACCUUAGAUGGAUGUCUUUUUUUUUAGCUUUAAAAGACAGGGGGCCCUGCUAGCCCUCUUAUAACAGCCGGUUAUUUUCACUUUAUUUAACCACUUGAAGUCACUAGUCACUAGUGGGCACUUGAAGCCUUGAAAAGGGUACAGUUUGUGAACACAUUCGUCUGGAAAGUUUUAACGCUUCAUUACACCUUCUUGGGUGGCAUCAUGUUACACUAUCGGCGCCUCGCUAGGAGAAAGACAGCAUCAGGUGCAGCAUAAGCCGCAUCUGUCAAGCGGGCCUGAUUGUACCACGCAUGCGCACUCCCACCCCGCAUACCACGCAUGCGCAUGCGGAUUACUACUACCUACCUAGUUAGCUUUAAGCGUAUGAUAUGGUUGUAUGGAUAAUUAUCAGAAUAUACUGUAUUUUGGAUAGUAACCUUAGCAUUAAUUUAGAUAUAUAGAUAAAGAAUUACCUUUAGAAAAGUCUUACUGCAGAGAGUUUAGGUAAAAACAUGUAACUUGCUAGUUAGCUUAGCAGUACAUAUGAAGCUAUGUAGAAGAAAACAGAGCUAAACGCUGUCAGGAUCUCCAGCUAAUUUAGCUGAUUAUUGUCGUAAGCAACUUUUUUUUUUUAAAAGAGCUUCUUGAGAUUAGAAAGAUCAGAGUUUCUUGUCAGGACCGUUUGAUUAAGGAUGAAUUAGGACUGAUCAUUUGAAUGCACAUCAUCAGAAGUUGAUCUGAUCCACAGGACCACAUGGCAUCAGAAGAAAUGGAGGGCAUGUGCCCUCUGCCAGAGAUGACUACUAUUAAGGUGGAGCCUGCUGUAACUAUUGGCACAGCGGAGGAUACCGGCUCCCAGAAUGUGGCCAUGGGCCCCAAAUUCAUCUUGCCAAACCGUUUUGACAUGAAUGUGUGCUCACGCUUUGUGAAGUCUCUGAACGAGGAAGACAGCAAGAACAUCCAAGACCAGGUGAAUUCUGACCUGGAGGUGGCGUCAGUCUUGUUUAAAGCGGAAUGCAACAUUCAGACCUCUCCGUCUCCUGGGAUCCAGGUUAGACAUGUAUACACACCUUCCACCACCAAGCACUUCUCGCCGAUCAAGCAGUCGACCACACUUACCAAUAAGCACCGGGGCAACGAAGUCUCCUCCACUCCACUGCUUGUUCACUCUCUGUCCAUUCACCAACUUGCAGCACAAGGAGAAAUGAUAUAUUUAGCCAGCCGAAUAGAACAAGAGGCAGCAAUAAACCUGCAGGAUGAAGAGGGCUUCACACCGCUAAUGUGGGCUGCAGCUCAUGGUCAAAUUGCUGUGGUGGAGUUUCUACUCCAGAGUGGUGCAGACCCCCACAUUUUGGCUAAAGGAAGAGAAAGUGCAUUAUCAUUGGCCUGCAGUAAAGGGUACACAGAUAUCGUCAGAAUGCUCAUUGACUGUGGUGUCAAUGUCAAUGAAUAUGACUGGAAUGGAGGAGCUCCUAUACUUUAUGCAGUGCACGGGAACCAUGUCCGCUGUGUGGAACUACUCUUGGAGAACGGAGCUGACCCGACCAUGGAGUCUGACUCUGGCUUCAAUGCUAUGGACAUGGCAGUAGCAAUGGGCCAUAGACAUGUUCAGCAGGUGAUGGAAGCACAUCUACUGAAGUUGCUGCAAGGAAUCAAAGAGUGACUGCAACUAGUGAAGGCAAACUAGAGGAGCAAAAGGACACAAACAGAACACUGAUUAUUGCUGUGGAGAUCAGUUAAAGGAAACUGAUUAACUUUGUGCAUGUUUACAUUUGUUUGAAGUUACUGAAGCUAAUUUAAUCUACCAUUUCUUUUUUUUUUUUUUAAAGCAAUAUAUUGUUAGUGUGAAGUUGUGUAUUGUCAAUAUUUAUUUAGUGAUGUGAAGUUGUAAUGUGUUCUCUACUAUGGAUUUUCUAUUAAAUAAAUGUUCUACAAUAAUGUUGCACAGGCACUAUAGUAGACUGUACUUUAUUAUUUUUUAUGAGAAUGGCACAUUCCUGAAUAUGUAUUACAAACUUUAGUUGAUUUUUUUAUUUAUUCCACAAAUAAGGUUUUAUAUGGGCUUAAGGAAACCCUAUCACAUUUAUGUUGUAUCUUAAUGUACAUGUAAGCCAGAGAAGGAACAUGAAUCUGUGCAAGAAUAGUACUCUUUAAGAAAAUUGAAGGCUGUGGGAUAAUUUUGAAAUCUGCUCACUGUUGCCUCAGUUAUAUGCCUUUUUUUUUUUUUUUUUUUUAAAUGAUAAGCAAAAUCAAACAAACUGCAGUAUUUGGAGGAGCUUGCAAUUUUCAGGAUCAGAUUAACCAGAUUUCGGCCAAGAUGCAUCAUGUGACAUUCCAGGCUUGCGGGGAAUCUGGAGCCUAUCCCAGGGAGCAUCGGGCACAAGGCGGGGUACACCCUGGACAGGGUGCCAAUCCAUCGCAGGGCACAAUCACAUACACAUUCACACACCCAUUCAUACACUUUUUGACAUGCCAAUCCAUGCAUGUCUUUGGACUGGGAGGAAACUGGAGUACCCAGAG